AUGACGUCAAUGCAACGAGUAAUAACAACUGAACAAAUCCAAGAACUGAAGGCUAAACUUAAUUGUUUUUACAAGAAUUUACUGAUAGAACUACUAAAAAGGGAUUCAAGUGGAAAUGUGAAAGUCUUCAAUCAUCCUAAAUAUCUACUUGGAUUUUCAGACAUUCAAAUUUCUCAAGUAAUUACACAUGCCCCCAAGAUUUUUACAAUUGAUGACAUUUGCAAUCACAUUGAAAUUUGGGAUGUAAAGCAUGCCCAUAAAGUAUAUCAAAUUAUGCAGAAUGUGUUUGGAAACAUGGAAGGAGACAACACAUAUAGUGAUAUUGAUGAAAUAUCUUCAGAUGAAGAUGACUUGCUCCCAGAAGAUUGGGAUGACCUUGGGGUUGAUGAAGAACUAGCUGAAAUGGCAAUUGAUGAACUAAGUUUUUUUCAAAUGAACUUAUCAAAUGAUGAUUCAAUGGAUUGCAGUGCAAGUGAUGCAGAUGUACCUUUUCCUGCUAUUAGGGCAUUAAUGAACUUGAGUUUUGAUGCUGUGUUGGACAAAUAAGUAAGCAUUUUAUACACAUUACUAUUUGAAGUGAUUAGGGUUAUUGCCACUUAAAGGCUUCACAGGACACAUUUUAACCAAUAGAACAGUCCGACUAACCCAUUGAGUGUCAGUAAUCUCAUCAUCACAAGUAAAAUUGUCUGGUAUUAGACAGAGUAAAAUAAUUAAGUAGGGUGCAUUAGGGCAUAUUUGUUUUAAACAGUUAACACGCCUGCUUUGUUAGUUUAUCGGCGGGGGUAAUUUGCAGAAUGUAUAACACAACUUCUGUAUUUUUGCUCAGCUUUUACGGUGUUAGAACACUUUCGGACAGCUUUUAUGUAUAACCGCUGAGCGAAAGUACAGAAGUAGUGUUCUGCAUUAUGCAAAUUACCCCCGCCCUUAGUUUACUGUAUAUAACAUCAGGCACAUAAAUUACCUCAUGUUUUUAAAUAAUUUGUUCUAUAUAAAUUACUAUGUUAAUAAGACAUUUUACUGUACUUGGUCAUGUUUGAGCUGCAUCCUAAGCUACAAAUAAGGAUGAUUGGUAUCGCAAAUUUACAUGUGGUAUUAUACACAUACACUUUACAUCAAGUAUUAUACACUUAUGGUACCUAUAAUUACAUAUUAUAGAUUAUUUUAUAUUAAAUUUACAACAAUUGUG
Molecule: messenger RNA, 1186 nt
Organism: Paramuricea clavata
Lineage: Eukaryota; Metazoa; Cnidaria; Anthozoa; Malacalcyonacea; Plexauridae
Source: the annotation of a GenBank genome assembly